CGGUGAAGUCUUUGUGGAAACGAACUGGUGAGACCUGGCUUGUAAUUGCUCCUCCGGGUGUCCUUCCACUGGAUCGUGGCCAAUACCUAACUGGUUCUUGAUUUCCUGAUUGUUCUCCACCACAGUUUUACUGGCAUUCCUUGUACCUCCUGGUCCUUCCACCUGGUGGUGCUCCUGUCAAUCCUCUGGCCUUUUAACACAAGCAGCAGCUGGAACUGGCCUGCUCUAAUCCCAGGUUCUACGCUCAGAGACCAUGAGACCGGACCACGGACGUGAACUAACAUGGCUUUCCCUGUAUACUUUGGCAUCAUGUAUCUUUCAUUUGUUCAAACCUGCAAACGUCAUUCAGCCAUUCGAGGUACACGACUAACUUACGGUUAUUUCAGCGAGCCUGUUGGAUCAUUUUCCUUGACAGAGUUGGAUACUGCCGUGUGGAUCCAGUCAGGACAGUUUCCCGUGGAAGACUUUUCCGAAAUGGCAUACAUCCAGGACCAAUUUCUUUCCAAGGACGGUGGCAGCUCAGCAGCUUCAGAUAUGAACGACAGCGCUUACAUGAGCCAACCCGACACAUCGAGGAGGGCUACUUACCCUGACGGGACAGUGGGCCACAGCCAGGACCUCAAGGCCCAAUAUCCUGCAUAUUCCAGUUCUCUAUGUUCUCCUUCCUUAAGCUCUGAAUCUUUUAUCCCAUUCCAAGGCCCUGUUUCGGAUCUUGGCCAAAUAACGCUUCCUACAAGCGAGUCUGGUUCUAGCCGGAGUGCGAUCGGAGACUUCAAUAACGCCGAUGCAUUUUCUAGUGUACCGGCUUUUGACUUCACAUCUGAUGCUCAAGCCCACUGGCCUACUACUGAUGCUCAGACUUACAGUGGCCCAUAUCCGUUCAGUACAUAUGCAACGCCCAUGAUCUACCACGACUCAUCCCCGAUUACAUGGCCAUCAGGCACCAUGAGCCAGCAGGCUUUCCCACCCAACAAUUACUUCACCUUCCAAAGCCCUGAGGAGACGCUGGAUGUGACUCAAAACAGCAAGGUUACCGACACAGAAGUUUACUAUGAGGAAGCCGAAGAGGAUGCUUCCUCUACCAACAGCCUCGAAGAUGCCGAAAAAGACGACAAGUACCAUUGCCCCCACGAAGGUGAAGCUGGUUGCACACACAAGCCAACAAAGCUCAAAUGCAACUACGACAAGUACGUCGAUUCGCACCUUCGACCUUUUCGAUGCAAGGUGGCAUCGUGCGCCAACACUCCCUUCUCAUCCACUGCCUGUCUCCUUCGCCAUGAGCGUGAGGCUCAUGGAAUGCACGGCCAUGGCUCUAAGCCUCACCUCUGCUCCUUUCCCGACUGCGAGCGUUCCCUGCCUGGCAAUGGUUUUCCACGUCGUUACAACUUGUUUGACCAUAUGAAACGAGUGCACGACUACACCGGAAGUGCUUCCCCGCUUGAGCAAGAUGCAACACCCUCCACAACAAACAACUCUACGAAGCGCCAAGGCAACCGUAAACGUAAAGCCACUGACACUCCCGAUGAAAUUCCCGAGAAACGACAAAAGGCUGCCAAGUCACCUGUUGUCGAUCAGAGCGCCCAGAAGGCGGAAGAGGUUGUCUUCCAACUUCUUGAAAAAGUUCAGGACCCCAACGACGACACCGGUUAUGCCGACUUCAUGAAAGCGUCCGACCUCCUCAAAGACAUUAUGCGAGCACACAUGCCUGCUUCCGGUUGAACUUGCUAUGAUUGGCGCACGGCUUAAUCUUCUCGAUAAAAUCGACCUUCGCAUCUCAGUUUGUAGAAGGUAUGCUUGAUCCAGUCGAGUC
Molecule: messenger RNA, 1810 nt
Organism: Pseudovirgaria hyperparasitica
Lineage: Eukaryota; Fungi; Ascomycota; Dothideomycetes; Acrospermales; Acrospermaceae
Exons: 6
Coding region: 283-1719 (478 amino acids)
Source: RefSeq, a predicted model, not a curated record